UGGUCGAUAAGAAGGGAGAGCACCAAGUGUGGGCCCCCGAAAGGGAAAACCAAACACUGGGAAGAGGUUAAUGACGUGUCCAAGAUCUUGGUUCGCCUGUCUCGCUUUGUGUCUCUGCUUUCAGGCUCAGCGAUCUCUUUCUUUUCUGUUCUGCUGCUUAUGAACUCCUUCUUCUCUCUUAUCCUAAGUCUCCACGCGCAUCUCUUCCAAAGGGUUUUAUUACCAGUUGAUGAAUCUCAAAUUGGGUGGUUGUAAGGGAGAUUAGCUUGGAGGAUGAUGAUAUAAUUGCCAUGCAGAUCUACUACCGUCGGUUUAAUUCGCAGAUCCAGUUGUCACCAAACUGUAUCUUUUAUCGCAGUAUCAACUAGUGAGUUUCUUGCAGAAAGGCGUUAUCAGCUUACUGACAUCAAGGCUUUUGGUCUGUUCAGUUAAGUUGGUAUCGUCUUUACAAACAUGCCCUAUUAUAUACAGAGACUUUAUAAUACUUGCAGAGCAUCAUUCUCGCCCAAUGGCCCGGUUUCUGAAGAAGCUCUUGAAAGGGUUCGUGCUAUGCUAGAGAAAAUGAAGCCUUCUGAUGUAGGUCUGGAACAGGAAGCGCAAGUGGUACGUAAUUGGUCUGGUCCUGUACAUGAGCGGAAUGGAAGCCAUCAGUCAUUGCCGCCAAUUAAGUAUCUGCACUUACAUGAGUGUGACAGCUUCUCUAUAGGAAUUUUUUGUAUGCCGCCUUCCUCUAUGAUACCUCUUCAUAAUCAUCCAGGAAUGACUGUGCUGAGCAGGCUUAUCUAUGGCUCAUUACAUGUAAAGUCAUAUGAUUGGCUUGAUUCAACAGAGCCUGAAGAUCCACUACAAGCAAGACCUGCGAAACUUGUUAGGGAUACUGAGAUGACAGCUCCUUGUGCAACAACAGUGCUAUAUCCCACCAGUGGAGGCAACAUCCAUUGCUUUAGGGCCCGGACUCCCUGCGCCCUUUUUGAUAUUUUAUCUCCACCUUACUCUUCGGAGCAUGGACGACAUUGUACUUACUUCCGGAGGUCCCCGAGAAGGGAUUUACCUGGUGAGAUAGAAGUGAAUGGAGUGACGUACUCUGAAGUGACCUGGCUAGAAGAGUUUCAACCCCCUGACAACUUUGUGAUUCGGAGAGGGCUGUACAGGGGACCUGUUAUUAGAACUUGAAAUAUUCUUGUACCAUCAUUCUAAUGGGAAUUGGGUAUUAGAUAACAAUAACAUUGGGGGAUUAUGGUUUAUGGGUUGUCCUUAGCCUUGGCAAUAACGUUUGGGCUUUUAUAGAAGUUAGGCAUUUGGCGUUUGUACAUAUUACUACACCAAUGUAAUCCUUUGAUUUACUGACCUCACGUUUUAUUAGUGAGAUAGAACACUGAAAGUUGGAGAGGAACUUUGCGCUUAAUGACAUUCUUUUCCCAUUUUGUUUGCUCAA
Messenger RNA from Theobroma umbraticum, 1435 nucleotides. RefSeq names its product 2-aminoethanethiol dioxygenase, putative (DUF1637). The record is from RefSeq and is a predicted model, not a curated record. Gene Ontology annotation, molecular function: oxidoreductase activity, acting on single donors with incorporation of molecular oxygen, incorporation of two atoms of oxygen. NCBI's taxonomy places the organism in Eukaryota, Viridiplantae, Streptophyta, Magnoliopsida, Malvales, Malvaceae.